This is a messenger RNA of Hyla sarda, 3227 nucleotides long. It is a transcript of the gene STC1, whose product is annotated as stanniocalcin 1. The transcript has 4 exons. Gene Ontology annotation, molecular function: hormone activity. Lineage: Eukaryota; Metazoa; Chordata; Amphibia; Anura; Hylidae. The record is from RefSeq and is a predicted model, not a curated record. Gene Ontology annotation, biological process: intracellular calcium ion homeostasis. The coding region runs from base 35 to 778 and encodes 247 amino acids. Gene Ontology annotation, cellular component: extracellular region.
CCUUCAGAAAAGGUCUGAGCUGACAGAGUAGAGAAUGAACCUCCAGCGCAGCCUCCUCCUCCUCCUCCUCGUGCUGCUGGUCAGUGGAAGCUCAGCCUAUGAAGAUGAAGAGCUCGGGGACUCUGUGCUAGUGCGAAAGAGCAGAACACUACAGAGCUCAGUGGAUGUUAUACGUUGCCUGAAUGGAGCUUUGACAGUCGGUUGUGGGGCCUUUGUCUGUCUGGAGAACACGACCUGUGACACCGACGGCCUCUAUGACAUCUGCAAGUCCUUCUUGUUCAACGCUGCUAAACUGGACACCCAGGGCAAGGUGUUUGUGAAGGAAAGCCUUAAGUGCAUAGUCAGUGGUAUAACCUCGAAGAUGUUCCUGAAUAUCAGAAGGUGUUCCAAUCUUCAGCGGAUGAUCGCUGCGGUACAAGAGGACUGUUACUCCAAGCUUGAGCUCUGUAGUAUUGCCCAAGACAACCUUGAGGCUAUCACCGAGGUGGUGAAUCUACCGCAGCUUUUUUCCAACAGAUAUUACAACAAACUCUUGGGUAGUCUUUUGAUGUGUGAUGAAGGGACAGUCAUUGCCGUCAAGAACAACCUGAUGGAUCAGAUUGGACCUAACCUAGCCAGCCUAUUUAAAACCCUUCAAGGAGACAAGUGUUCCCAAGUCCAACCCAAAAUAGACUUUAACCGCAAGAGAAAUGUUGACCCACAGAGACUUCGAGUGUAUUUCCGCAGUUUCAGAAAUGAAGACCUCUCUUCUACACAAGAAUCCUCAGAAGAUGACUAGCGGUGACAAAAGACAAGAAUGAUCCAGACCAGAAAACGUGUUAGAUGUAACCCAAAUAGACCACUCUUCGGUUCUUUUGUUGAGUAGAAUAACUAUUAGUUUUCCUUAGACGAUGGCCUCCUUUAGUUUAGAGAACUCUAAUCUAUUUAUUUUAUUUGUUAUCUAAACAUCAUGCAGGUCUCCAAAUCGAAAUUUACCCCUUUUAAAUAUCAGUCAAAGUUGGUGAUUCUUAGGAACAUACGACUCUUGAAGUUCUUUCAUGAUCAAUACGGCAAAGUUUAUUUCAAAACAGUUCAACAGAACAAGAAAAUCUGUUCAGCAAAGGUACAGGCACACAGGGCAUUGGCAAUAGAUUUUUAUACUUCCCCUCUUAUGCUAAUACACAAAUAAUCUUAUUAAACUUGGAUGCUACAAUGCUAAAAGCAGGUUUCACACAAGGAAUGGUUGUUUUCCAAGCUAAAACAAAAAUUAAACAAUAUUCUUGCUAACUGACAUACAGAAAUCUUUAUAAAACAAUUCAUCACAAUAUUGUCCCCUGAAGGUCACUUCAUUCAAAAAAAAUCCCAUUUUCUCUUCUGGACCUUCGACUGGGAGAGGAUGUGCAAAAAAGCCAGGAACAUGUAAGAUAAGAAAACACAAAUAUAAUUAUCCUUUAGCAUAAAGGUAAAAAAAAAAAAAGAACUUAUAGGGAACCAAAACCUAUAUCAGCAUGUAAUGUAAGAUAUUCCUGGAGGUUGCCUGCGACCCGGAUCAGUAUCCUGCGGAGCCGUCAGUAGACAGAAGUGAAGAGGAUCAAAGAAAGGCUCUGAUAUAAUGGGUUUACUGCUUGGCACACAUCGGGUUGUGGGUCGGCGAACAUGGACCUCGAUAUAAAAUAAUAAAUAUAAUGUUAAUUGUGAUAUCGGGACGUGUUUUUAGAGGGUUAAUCCUCUCAAAACCCAUUGUCCCAAUAUUACAAUAAACAUAAUUUUAUCAUUUUUAUUAUUUUAUAAUGUGCUCCGUGUUUGCUUACUCCCACAACUCUACGUGUGCCAAGCAGUAAACCCAUUAUAUCAGAGCCCUUCUUGGAUACUCUUCACUUCCAUAGUAUAAAGGUAGCCAUACACCUUCCAUAGCUGUCGUCCAACAGCUAGCUUUCCCAAUCUUCCCAUACACAUGAACACUUGGCUUAGCCAAAUGUGGCCAAAAAUUGGAAUAAGCUUUGACUAGGUCUUUUUAAUAUACUUAACAAUUUGUCAUAGUCUUAUGUAUACCCUGCUAGUUUUCCUUAGUCCAUAAUGACAACAUUCAAUGGCCGGCAUUUAUUAUUGUAGGUGUAAGUGAAGCAUUUUUCUACACCUUUUUGUGUGUGCUGGUAAUGUGUAGGAACACCAAAUUUAUUAAAUGGUCACAGAGCAUUUGAUAAAUUUUGUGCAGGUCACAUUUUCUGAAAUUUUACUCUUCACAUACACCAAAAAGCUAAUCUAAGUCUGGGCUGGUGUAAUUUUAAAGACUUUUCAGUAACUUUGCGCCUUUUUGCGCCUUUUCACAAAAAGGCGCAGUUCAUAAAACCCUUCCAUAUCAUGUGUAUUGGCAAAAUCAGUGGAUUGCAACUCAAAAUCAGCAGAAAUGUGUAAACCAAAACGUGAAAAAAUGGCGCAAAUAAACCCUGCUUGCGCCUUUUUUGCGCCUUUUCUAGACACAAAAAACAGUCUAAAGACAAUGAUAAAUGUCGGCCAAUGUGUCUAUACCAGUGACAUUUCAUUACAUGUCAAGAAAAACAAGGUCCAGCAGGGGGUACAGGAGACCAGCAGCCUUAUUAAAGGUUAUGCACAUUCAUAUUCACUGGAAACCACCAAUGGUAACAACCAAUGUGGCUGACAUAGAUUCCUAGAGACGUAUGUUCUGUUAGGGGGAACACUCUCUGGGUCCACUCUAUGUCAUGCACUUAUUGUUUUGGCACUUAUUUCUCAACCACAUCCUUGAGUUGCAGUAAUGGUGAUGAGUUGUCAACCUGUUUAUUCCUAUAAAAAAUAUAUUUUAUUUACUUUAGUAUGGGGACAUGUGCAAAAAUUAUUCCCAUAUAAUUAGCCAAAUGGGUUUUUCAGACUAUAAUAUUGAUUAUGUAUCCUUAGUAUAGGCCAUCUAGAUCGAAGGGGGUUCUGAUUCUCUGUAACCUUAGACAUUCAUUGUUUACCACUUUGUACUUUAAAGGGUACCUCUCAUCAAAAAAACUUUUGAUAUAUUAUAGAUUAAUGUAUGCAGAAUAACUUUACAAUUGCAUGUUAUUAAAAAGUAUGCUUCUUUCUAUUUAAUUUUCCACUUUGAAGAAAUGACCACUAGGGGUCUCCCUACCAGUCCUGGCAGCAAGCAUUUCAGACUCAUGCUGGAGUCCUAAACACUACGAGCUGCCAGUCUGCUUAGUUCACAAAGGAGAACACUCAGAGCUGCCAGCCUGCUUUGUUCACAG